AUGACAUCGGUCGCUAACGAAGACGCUGAUGGACACAUCGAGGUGCUCCAACCAUGCGGCGAGCCAGAAUAUCUCACCAGGCCAACAUUGGAGCCCUUCCACAGAAUGAUCACACGGAAGAAACCGGCCGACUCGAGGCUCGCUCAAAAAGUCAAGAGCAAGGACAAGCAGAAGCAAAAGCAGAUCCAGAUCCAGAGUGACAAUUUAGACGUCGACGAGAGGUUCGGGGCCACGGAAAAGCGCACAAAUAAGAACCGCAACAAGAACCCGGAAGUCGAGGAGGAUAAGUGGGAGGCCCCCGAAGCCAAAUGGAUGAAAGAGCAGAUCCCCCAAGGAAGAAAGGAAUACAAAGACCUCAAGGCCUUUCAAUCCGGAUGGGGCGAUGGGGGCAAACGAUCUAAGCUGUUUAUGAAGCUGCUCGCUGAGGAGCUGGCCAAGGACAAAAAGAACGCCAAAGGAAAAGCGGCGACUUCGAAAGGAGGCAAGAACGGCAAAAAGGUGAAGAAGACCUACCCGCGAGCUCAUGUUAUCAACAGACUCCCGAAGGAUGGGAAGUUCGAGCCUGGGGAGGCUGAUGAGUCGGAGGGUGAUGAUCGAUUUAAUGCUUCCGAGGACAUAUCGGAGGACGAGGAGGACGAGGACGAGGACGAGGACGAUGCUCCUAGAAGAAGAAAAGGCUCCAAGAAUCCGGUCAAGAAUCAGGGCAAGAAGCCCACUGCCACUAAACACAAAGGCAGGGGUAGAAGGUAG
Endocarpon pusillum Z07020 is the source of this 750-nucleotide messenger RNA. RefSeq lists its product as uncharacterized. The coding region runs from base 1 to 750 and encodes 249 amino acids. The record is from RefSeq and is a predicted model, not a curated record. Lineage: Eukaryota; Fungi; Ascomycota; Eurotiomycetes; Verrucariales; Verrucariaceae. The transcript has 2 exons.